Molecule: messenger RNA, 1219 nt
Organism: Daphnia pulex (common water flea)
Lineage: Eukaryota; Metazoa; Arthropoda; Branchiopoda; Diplostraca; Daphniidae
Gene: BBS5
Product: Bardet-Biedl syndrome 5 protein homolog
Exons: 8
Coding region: 78-1085 (335 amino acids)
Biological process (GO): intracellular transport; cilium assembly
Cellular component (GO): ciliary basal body; BBSome
Molecular function (GO): phosphatidylinositol-3-phosphate binding
Source: RefSeq, a predicted model, not a curated record
ACAAAACGUAGACUAGCACUAGAGGAUAAGGCCUCACAUUAAUAAUUAUCAUAAAUCUGCUGUUAUCGAAAAAAAUCAUGCCGUAUUGGCAAGAAAAUGAAAUUCGGUUCGAUGUGAGUUCAAGUUAUUUGGCUACGGUUACUGGCGAAUCAGUUCUUGAACGAGUAGAACCAGUUGAAGACACAAAAGCAAACAGCGGUGAAGCUGGCUGUUUAAUUAUGACAAAUUUGAGAUUGUUGUGGUUUUCCAAUAAAACUGCUAAGCUCAAUUUGACAAUUGGAUACAACACUUUAGUUACAAUUACUUCUCAGUCAGCAAAGAACAAAAAACUGAAUUCAACUGAUGCAUUGUAUCUGUUGGCCAAAGUAGGAAAUGGAAGGUUCGAAUUCUUAUUCACACCUUUACUGGAGAAUAAAACGAAUUAUUCUGUCAUUCUAAACGAAAUCCAUAAGAGUUAUGUUGCAUCAAAGCCGUUUCGUGAACUGCGACUGCGACACCAUAUUAUUCACGCUAAUCAGUUGAAAGUAAUGCCGCUUGAACAUAUAUGUAACAGGGUCGAGGGAGUCUGGAAUUUAGCCAACAACCAAGGAAAUUUGGGUUGUUUCAUCAUUACAAAUGUUCGAGUCGUUUGGUUCGCUACUUUGAAUGAAUAUUUUAACAUUUCUCUUCCUUACUUACAAAUCGCACAGUUUAGCCUACGAGACUCAAAAUUUGGCAAAGUUCUGGUAAUAGAAUCAACGGAGAAUAACGGAGGACGAUACCUUCUGGGUUUUCGCAUAGAUCCAGCAAGUCGACUCAAACAAAUCCUCCAAGAAAUUCAAUCAUUGCAUCUCACACAGAUACGGAAUCCCGAACUUGGCGUUUCUUGGAAUUCCAUUUCAACGCGUCAAACAGAUGCCUUAGGACCAGUUCAAGACGAGAAGGAAGACGAAGGUGUACGGUGUUUUACUAAUUAUUUACAGACUGACUAUAUGGAUUCAGUUUCUUGUGGUCAUCCACCUGAAUUCGAUAGAACUAUCGGCCUAGCAAUGGAGAAGCUACCGAGCGGAGUCAAUCGUAACACACUUUGGCAAAUAAUUUUUUAAAAAUGCAGGGAAAUUCUAAAAAUAUAAUUAAUGCAACCAUCCCCGUAUCCCGUCCGCAGAUAACACUAUUUGCUUGAUUCAAUUUAUAUGGUUUACGUGGAUUUGGAUCAUAAAUAAAAUAUUUAAAAACUGUA